This is a messenger RNA of Lactuca virosa, 452 nucleotides long. The record is from the annotation of a GenBank genome assembly. Lineage: Eukaryota; Viridiplantae; Streptophyta; Magnoliopsida; Asterales; Asteraceae.
AUGUUUUUGCAUUUGCAGGGUAUUGAAGGUGGAGCUAUUGGCUUUUCUGAAUAUGGAGGAGCGGGAGCCCCCCAAAGGAGAAUGGGUGGAUUUGGAGGAGGAAGCCACCAAGCUAUUAUUACAAACACUACCGUGGAAGUGAUUGUCCCACGCAAUGUUGUUCCUUGUAUAUACGGAGAGGAUGGUGGAUGUCUGAAACAAAUCCGUGAGAUUUCUGAUGCUCGGAUUACAAUAACCGAUCCAAAACCCGGAGAAAAAGAAACUCUCAUCAUAAUAUCCGGUACACCCGAGCAGGCUCAUGCCGCACAGAGUCUUAUUCAAGCUUUUGUGAUUAGCGAGACCCAAGUUUCAGUUUCUUGACCAUUCUUUUUUUUUUUCUUCAUAUUUUAGUACCCACCAAGGUUUGAAAUUCAGUUUUGUUUCUCAUUUUGUAUUUAUCAACUUCUCAAACU